Messenger RNA from Haemonchus placei, 708 nucleotides. The record is from the annotation of a GenBank genome assembly. NCBI's taxonomy places the organism in Eukaryota, Metazoa, Nematoda, Chromadorea, Rhabditida, Trichostrongylidae.
AUGUGCUUUGUGGCAAACGAAACACUUCAACAGCAAGGAAAUUUUUUAAAUGUUCUUAUUCCUGCAAGACCGGACUUUGAUGUGUUCAACUUUGUGGGAGUGUCCGACGAAAGAAACGAAAUAGUUAUGGAACUCGAUAUAGAAGUUUUUGAGAAGAGCGUUGCUGGAUCUCGUUCUCAUUUGAAGAUGAAACUGCGUCAAAAGCCUGAGCAAGGUCCAUUCCUACAGUUGGAGCUUCGCGACAAGUUGACGGUACACGAAAUCCCAGUUAAACUGCUAAAGACUGCUCAUUGGCCAAAAUAUCAGCGUCCAGAUCUCCCUAAUCCUACAAUGGGUGUUUAUUUUCCACCUAUAAAGUCAGUCAUGCGUGUUCUACAUUCCUUGAAAAACGUCUGCAACAAAAACAUAUCCUUGAAGGUAAGUAAUAGCGGUGAGAUGCACCUUAAAUGCCUCGCGGAGCAAGCAGACAUCACGGUCUACUUUAGUAAUCUGAUGAACGACACCAUAACAGAAGAGCAAACUGAAGAGCAGUGGUGCACUGUGAGGUUGCCGUUGAAGGUUCUCCACAUGUUCUUCUCUGCGUUCAUGUACAUGGCGCAUUUCAACGUUCUUCUAAAUGUUGUAUCGGAUUAUUUCGCAGAAUUUAUUUUGCGACGAGAUGGACUCGUUGUUUCGUUUCUCGUUCGCGGAGUUAUUGAUGUAUCAUAG